Molecule: messenger RNA, 6662 nt
Organism: Pungitius pungitius (ninespine stickleback)
Lineage: Eukaryota; Metazoa; Chordata; Actinopteri; Perciformes; Gasterosteidae
Gene: mrc2
Product: mannose receptor, C type 2
Exons: 29
Coding region: 225-4625 (1466 amino acids)
Molecular function (GO): signaling receptor activity
Source: RefSeq, a predicted model, not a curated record
UGAGAGGCGGACGGAGCUCUAGCGGCCAGAACUCGCCACCAACUCUGCAGCACCGUCGUGAGAGUGAAGCACCGCGGCCACUGGCUGCUCCUAAUUCGCCUCUCUCUCUCUCUCUCUCUCUCUUUUUUUUUUGCUUCCUCCGUUUGGUUGUUGUUUUCUUUGCGGCGCGCGCGUGUGCGCGUGUGUGAGCGUGUGCGAGCGCGUGUUGCAAGUCAGUUGUGAGCAUGCAAGGCAACGGUCGUCACCGAAACAAGGGAGCGAGGACAACAUGGACAAACCGGCAAUUUAUAUUUUACAAAUGCACUUUAUAUUUAUUCAUCCUCAGUCUGGAACUGAAGGGCAGCGCUGCGGCGCCGCUGGACUCCGACGAGUUCGCUUUCUUCAAUGAGGGCCCCCAGGGCUGCCUGGGAGUGCGGGAUCACUCCCUCAUCGUGUCGACCUCCUGCGAGGACGCAAACCAGCGCUGGAAGUGGGUGACCCGGGGUCGUCUGUUCAACCUCGGCUCCUCGCUGUGCCUGGGCGUGACCACUGGGAACGUCACCUCCAAACUGGGCGUGUACACCUGUGACCGCGAGCCUCCCAGAGUGCGCUGGAACUGGAACUGCGAGCAGGUGUUGGACAACCUUAACAACUACCUUCCCACGCUCGGGAACAUGUCCUCAAGCUCCUCCACUUCAAACCUCAAGUGGAGGCUGCACGGCGGGGGCCAGGACCUGUGCGCUAAAACAUAUCGUGAGAUCUACACAAUCCAGGGGAACUCCCACGGGCGCCCCUGCUACCUGCCCUUUCUGUACGACGGCCAGUGGUUCCACAGCUGCACGGGCGUGGGGCGCGAGGACGGCCACCUCUGGUGCGCCACCACGCACGACUACGGCAAGGACGAGCACUGGGGCUUCUGUCCCGUGAAGACCGGCGGCUGUGAGACGUUCUGGGACACUGACCCGCUGACAGACAGCUGUUACCAGUUCAACUUCCAGGCGACGCUGUCGUGGAGCGAGGCGAGGAUCAGCUGCCAGCAGCAGGGAGCGGACUUGCUGAGCAUCACCAAGCUGCACGAGCAGACGUACAUCAACGGUUUCCUGACGGGCUACAGUGCUGCUUUGUGGAUUGGCCUCAAUGACCUGGACAUCAAUGGAGGCUGGCAAUGGGCCGACUCCUCACCGCUCAAAUAUCUCAACUGGGAGUCAGACCAACCGAACCAUGCUGAGGAGGAGAACUGUGCUGUGAUAAGAACCGAGUCAUCGGGCCGUUGGCAGAACCGCGACUGUUCUGUAGCUCUGCCCUACGUUUGUAAGAAGAGGCCCAACGCCACUCUGGACCCCUUCACCACUGACUCGUGGGCAGAUGAUGAGAAAUAUGAGUGUGACGUGGGCUGGCAGGCCUUUCAGGCCGGCUGCUACAAGUUGACCUCAGAGAAGAUUGACUGGGAUUCAGCUCAGAAGACCUGUCAGAGGAUGGAGGCCAACCUGCUCAGCAUCCACACGCUCCCCGAGCUGGAGUUCACCAUCCGCAACCUGAAGAAAGAUAUCGACCAGCUAUGGAUAGGGCUCCAUGACACUGAUAUGCAAAUGGACUUCCAAUGGACUGACCACACGCCCGUCAUCUUCACCUACUGGCACCCCUUUGAACCAAACAACUUCCGCAACACCCAGGAAGAUUGUGUGUCCAUCUGGGGAGGCGAGGGCCGCUGGGACGACAGCCCUUGUAAUCUGACCCUGGCCUCCAUCUGUAAGAAGCCGGGGACAAAGAGUGAAGGGAAUCCACAGCCCCAGGACUGCAAACAAGGCUGGAAGUGGCACAGCCCGGCUUGUUACUGGGUGGGAGAUGAUCUGUCCACCUUCGAUGAAGCCAGAAAGUCCUGUGAGGAGCAUGGCGCCGGCCUUGUUAGCCUCACCAAUAGGUUCGAGCAGGCCUUCGUCAACAGCCUGGUGUUUGGUCGCGCUGUCGAUUCGUUCUGGAUCGGGCUCCAUGACCAGGGCAGCCCCGGCUCUUUCCACUGGCUCAGCGGGGAUGAGGUGUCCUACACCAACUGGAACCGCGACCAGCCAGUCGGCGUCCGCGGCGGCUGCGUGUCCAUGGCAACGGGCUCCGCCACAGGUCUGUGGCAGGUGAGGCCGUGCGCGUCCUCAAAGGCAAAGUUCAUCUGCCGUCAAAACCAGGACACGUCCCUGAGCCCCGAGCCCCCCGUCCCUCAGCCGACCCCCAGCCUCAGCGGCUCCUGCCCCAGCGGCUGGAAGAGCAGCAGCAACCUGCACUACUGUUACAAGGUGUUUCACUCCUUCCAGGUGGAGAAGAAGCUGAACUGGCUGCAGGCGCACCUGUCCUGUCGCAGACAAGGCGCCAACCUGCUGAGCAUCAGCAGCCCUGAGGAGGAACACUUUGUUCUGCAGAUCCUCCAUGAGGCCUUUGGGGAGUCAGAGGACCACGAGCAGCAGUGGUUCUGGAUCGGACUGAACCGCAGAAACCCAAUGGACAACGGCAGCUGGAAGUGGAGCGAUGGACUCGUUUUCACAUACCAGAACUUUGGCCGCAGCGAUUACAACUUCAGGCAAUGUGCUGCAGCAGACCUGGGCACUAUGACCUGGCUGGCCAUGCAAUGUGACGUUGAGCUGGACUGGAUCUGCAAGAUCCCCAGAGGGAGCGUCGAGAAGCAACCAGAAAUCCCUGAAGAAACUUCACCGGAGUGGAUUGGCUUCCAGGAGGCCGAGUAUAAAUUCUUUGACCACCGCACGACUUGGGACCAGGCCCAGAGGAUCUGCUCCUGGUUUGACUCCUCGCUGGCCUCCGUCCACUCCACGGAGGAGGAGGCUUUCCUGGCAAACACUUUGAACAAGAUGGUGAAGGUGGAGGGUGACAGCUGGUGGCUCGGGCUUCACACCUACGAAAACGAUGGCCGUUUCCGCUGGUCAGACCACUCGGUGCUCAAUUAUGUGUCCUGGGCCCUCGGGAGGCCGCACCCGGUCAGCCGCGAUCGCAGAUGUGUCAAAUUGUCUUCUAGCGAGGCGGAGUGGGCUGAUCAAAAAUGCCACUCUGACCUGCCUUACAUAUGCAAGAGAGUGAAUGUCACGGGCACCAUUCCUCCAACUCCAUCGUCCCCCCACUCACCUUCGGGCUGUCCCGAUGGAUGGUCUUCCCAUCAACACAAGUGUUUCAGAGUUUUCGGUCAGUCACACCGAGUCACAUGGUCUGCAGCCAAGCUGAAAUGUGACACACAGGGAGGCGUACUGGCAGUGGUGUCCAAUCAUUUGGAGCAAGCAUUCGUCACGACCCUGCUUCGAAAUGCCAGUGUUGACCUCUGGGUGGCUCUGACGUCAGACUCUAAAGGUCAUUUCCAGUGGGCCAAGGCCAGUUUACUCAGCUACACCAACUGGGCUCCCGGGGAGCCACUGGACAACAGCGGGCCGCACCAAGACAAGAGCCCGGGAAACUGUGUGGUGAUGAUUCAUGGCACCCCCCAGAAGAACACUGGCAUGUGGGCCUCCCGUGCCUGUGAGAUGGAAAGCAAUGGCUUCAUCUGUCAAAGGGCCCAAGAAUCGGGCCUACCGCCGGCCCCGGCCCUCGUCCCUGCUUCCCUGGCGAAGCCAGUGGAGCUGGGUGGGGUGACCUACCGGGUUGUGGAGAAGCGUCUGGACUGGACCGGCGCCCUGCACCUCUGUGAGUCAUUGAAUGGGACCCUCGCCACGGCGAAGGAUCCCUACCAGCAGGCUUAUCUCACGCUGCUGAUCAACAGCCUGCGCCGGCCUGCCUGGAUCGGAAUCUACAAUUAUGGAGGGCGCAGCGUCAUGUGGCUGGGUGACGAGGAAGUGUCGUAUUCAAACUGGAUAGACGGGGAGCCCCAUCUUCGGGCUGGAUGCGGUCACAUGACCACUACCGGGCAGUGGACUUUGACCCCCUGCGACGGCAAACUGGAGGCUGCUAUCUGUCAAAUGAGUGAUGAGCCUGUGCUUCAUGACUGGAUGUACCCCGGCCAGUGCCCCCACUCUUUGGGGGAGUGGUCAUGGGUGUCCUUCAGAAACCACUGUUACGCCUUCAACCUGCAGAGUCUUCGACUGCAGCAGGAUGCACGCACAUCCUGUAAAAAAGUGGGAGCGGAACUUCUCUCUAUAUUGGAUGAGACGGAGAAUGGAUUUGUAUGGGAACACAUCCAGAGCUUUGCGGAGCAGGCACAUGGAGCUUGGCUUGGCAUCAGUGUGAAAGGUCGAGGACUGGUCUGGAGCGGGGACACAGAGAUGUCCUACACCAACUGGGAGACGCACGAUGUGGCCUUCUCCGUUCUGUCUCCGAACUCGUGCUUUUGGAUCCAGAGCAACAGCGGCCUGUGGAAGCCCGGCUCGUGCAGAAACCGCACACAUGGAGUCAUCUGCAAACGGCCUCGGACUGCUGAGACGUCGGCUGUAACGGUGAAGGAGGACAACCACCUACCCACUCUGAUCGCGGUCGCGGUGACGGGCCUGGUGCUGGCAGUGCUGAUAGUGGGCGUGAUCUACCUGUACCGUCGGCGGGCUGUCGGGUCCCAGGGCUCCUACGAAGGGGCCCGCUACAGCCGCACCAACUCCAGCAUGGGGGAGCAGGCGGAGAAGAACAUCCUGGUGUCUGACAUGGAGCUGAACGAGCAGGCAGAGUAGCGUGCAACACCACCCGCCACCUGCCACCGACCCAGACCCAACCGUGCACGGGAGAGGCCGAGUCAGAACAGGCGUCGUGGCAUUUGUGCGUUUCGUCGCGUCUUUCGAAAGGCAAAAAUAUUUUUGGACGGGCUGUGCAGAGCACAGUAGGUUGGUUUUACAUGUAAAAUGAAUCCCCCGACUUUUUCAUUCAGGCCACAAACAAAUCUACUGGGAGUUUAAGUUCAUUGCGGCAGCUGGAGAAAUUCCACAUAAAUAAGUUUUAUGACAUGACUCGUCACCGCCUCCUGUCAAUUUAUUCGCUCCAUCGUAAAAAAGUGCAGCCACCGGUCGUAACUAAAACCAUUUGUCUCUAUCUUCUCAAUACAAUACUUCCCUUUUUCAUUUCUUCCGUUUCGCCUUGACAGUAUUUUUCAGAAGUUGAUGUCAGGUGUCUUUGUGUUUUUUUUUAUUUUUUUAUUUUUUUUUUGCAUUCGUGUCCCUCCCAUUGAUCUGUCAUUCUCUGUGCAGCUGUUGGGAACGGUUCCUGGUGAUGCAUGCGUGGUGUGUGUGUGUGUGUGUGUGUGUGUGUGUGUGUGUGUGUGUGUGUGUGAGUCCGCCUCUCUCCUCCUUCCUGAUCUGACACGUCAGCACCAGCUGGUCGAAGAGCAGAGGACAAAGAAGUCCAAAUGUGAAUGUUUGGAGGUGGACAGGGACUCUAAUUAGUGGUGACCGUCGGAGGACUCUAUUGUGCACAUUACCAACACUGAGUUCUGUUCUCAGUGUUGAAAGCUGGUCUUUAAGUAGACUACAUUGUCUUUUAGGUACUGCCCCGGACUGAAGGUUUUUCAGAUCCUGUGGCUCUGCAUACAUUUUGGCACUUUCUUCUAUUAUCUUGAUCUAAGUCCAUUUUUGUCAUCCACUUGCCUUUAGUCAUUCCAAACUUGUACAAACCUAAUGUACGAUCUGGUGCGGAUUCAACCAUCUUCUCUUUAUAUGCACCAUGAAAAAGGGUUUGAAAUUUGAUAUUUGUCUGACUCAUCAUUUUUAUAGUCACAUUUCUAUUCUCUGUGUUUUAUCUUGGAUAUUAUUCUUUUUUUCUUCUUUUUAAUGAUGCAGGUUUUAUUAUGUGUUUUCAUGUAAAUAUGAUCGGUAAAGACAUUUGAGAAUGUUCCUUCUUUUAAGGGAUAAAUGCCAAAAAUCAAACUAAUUGCCCCACAUAGGAAAACAUCCCUCGAGUGAGCAACUUUUGUAUAUAUGAGAGCCAAAGAAUGUUUUAAAAGGGAAUUCACUAUUUUGAAAGAGAAAAUCCCCUUUUUCCUUUUCUACGUCAUUUUACAUUUGCGCAGGGUAAUGACCACAUUUUUUUUAGACUUAAUUUGCCUCCAUAAAAAUGUGUCUUUGCCCUUCGACUCUCGCCUCUGAGUGCAUUUCUCGCUUUUCUGCUCGCAGAAAUUCCUGAGAGUUGUUUUAGUCUGAGGCUUUUGGUGUCUCACAGUGCUGUUUCCUUUUCUUUCUUUCUUUUUUUUUUUUUUUUUUUUUACUGCAUGAGUUGGACUAAGAUAGAGGGGGAAGGGAGAAGUGUGUGAGUGAGUUUGUGAUUGUGUGCAGUCUCCAGCUGUGGAAUGUUGAGUCGGCAAGAAGAGCUCAGUGGCACGUCUGGAACCAAUCAGAGAAGGAGUGCUCAGGGACGUGAAGGGUCAGGAAAAAAAUGAUAGAAAAAAAGGAAAAUGGAUGAAGGAGAAAAGGGGGGGGGGAGGAGGAGGAGUGAGAGGAGGAGUCAGGGUUUUAGGAGGAGAGGGAGCGCGUGCAGUGGUUUGUCCCAGGCUCACCCCGGGCCUCUGCUGGCGGCUUCACUGUAAAACGUUUGUCUUUGUGCACAGUAUGAUGUCAGCUGGUUGAGACGUAACGGCCAUCGGUUUGUUCCCCCCAAUGAGAUCCUCUCUGCGACGCAGACUCUCGUCCCGGUGAAGGUUCGCUGAAGCACCUGUUUGUAUGUUUUUUGUGUAUUUGUGUCAGUUUUAUAGGAAAUGAAUAAAGUCUAUGUUCUCAAAGCUU